UACUGCUGUCCUCUAAACGACAGUCGCUGCUUCAACAGGCAAGCAAGGCUACCCAAAGCUAAGGCAGCCAUCUGUUCAAUCGGACAGGCUAACAGAGAGGGUUCGAAACGUUGACUGCGACAAAACUUGCAAGAGUUAAUGUCCUUGUUAAUGACGUCAUGGAUUGAGCCUCUCGUGCAUCACUAAUGACUUUUUUCCCGGAGUCGGCAGUUUCUUGCACUUAAACAAGAAUGUCGGAAUAUAAACUGGUUCAUAUGAUGGAUCACUCUAAACCUGCCGGUCAACUUCCCCCUCAAGAGCGACUACUUACAUGAAGCUCAAGUUGGUGUGUCAGGCUCAAGAGAACUUGUCAAGGCAAGGAAAGGUCGUGAAGCUGAAAGAGACAACGUUUCCAACUGUCUCGCCCUUAACAACUUGAAUAUAGUGCUAGAUUUUGGCGUGACUGUCGACACUACCGACAUUAUGUCUGAUUCUGAACAGCAGAGUUUGUACAGAGAAUCCUUGCCCUCAGCAUGGCAUGACGAGAGUGUUGAUAAAGACGUUGGAGCAGCGUUGUUUUCGAAGAAACCUUUUUGGUCUAUUAACGAUUCAGACGGACCUUCAGAGAAAGAAGGCUGCCGAAUACGUUGGAGUGAGAAGCAACGCCCUACAAACAGCUAUAAAUCAGUCUAUUACACGAAGAGAUCGACAGCUUGUAGGAGUCGUUCAGAGGAAAGUAUCAGUGUAGCCUUGAGUGAUGCAGAAGGCAUAUCCCUGACAACGACAAACGCCACUAUUCAAACUGCAGGUGGAAACUUUUCUCAAAAGAUUAGACACCAGAACAGUACAGGAACAUACGGCGGUGUCGAUGAAGAGAGAAACGUCCGGAUUAUUGCUGAACAAAUCAGAUACAACGUCUUUGGAGAUAAUGAGUGUACCACAAAAGCCACAACAAUCGGCGCUGGUCAAUUAGAUAGUAGCAAAGCCGCAUUUGGAGUUAGCAGUUUCUCAGAUAACAUCAUAGACACUGGAUGUCGGACAAAGAUUCAGCAAAGCCGUUCCCACAACACAUUAUGCAGUGUAGUAAACUCAGUGACCGAUUCAUUAGGACGCCUUGGCUGUGUAGGAAGUGAUGGGAGGGGGCAAAGUAGAACAACGCGGGAUGGUUCGCUACAUUAUGUUGAACAACAAGGUGUAAAGACAAAAGGUAUUCUGACCGCAAGACAGGAAUUCGAAGAAUGUCCCCAUUUUGGCAUUAAUAAGCCGAUAUCUCAAACAGAAAUAACCCAAGGUAGUCACACAAAUCAUGGUGGAAACUACAUGGCGGGCGAAGGAAAGGACAUCAGUAAACAUAAUAAUGAUGGUAAGGUACUUCAGGGCAUCCCACCUAACUCCAUGAUACGCGUUGAUGCUCUGUGCAAUACAGGCAAUUCCGAUGGCAUAGAUGAGCCUUAUACAGGUGAAACUGAUUCUGUAAGUCCUGACAAACUACUUUAUCAGAACAGCAAGCUGGUUGACCCCUUGACCCUGACGCUAGCGAGCCAUGACUUGGUCUUACCUGAUGAACUAGCCUCUGGCGACCCUCCGCGCACAGCAGAUGUCAACAGGGUUGACGAAGACAUCGUCCAUACCCGGGGACACAACAUGACUAUCCCGAGAACUUGUCAGUGUUCAGAUGGAGACAUCAUCAGACAUUCCCACGGACACGACAUUACGAAUCAAGGAAACUACCAGGGUCCGAACUGUGAGAUGCACCAGUGGGGAGACAGAUGUCGUCAUGACGUCACAGAGUUCUGUUACACCGUGGCCAAGGGGAUGUGGUAUGUGGCCUCGUCACGUCCGGUUUCAGGGGCAUGCACGAUGAAGGAGAAUGGCGAGGAGGAGGAGGAGGAGGAGGAGGAGGAGGAGGAGGAGGAGGAGGAUGAAGAGGAGGAUGAAGAGGAGGAGGAAGAGGGAAAGGACGGGGGAGAGGAGGGAGAGGAGGAGGAGAAAGAGGAGAAGCCUGGAGGAGGUGGUCCUGAUUUGGAAGUGGUGGGGACAGUGGUCAUCGAAAAUCUGAGACCUCCAGUGACUGGAACCGUCUUUGUCCGGUCUUCUACUCGUCCAUCUAGCGAUUGGGAGAGCGAUGAACGAUGUUCCCCAGUUGACGGUCAGCCAAUAGAAGUAGUGAUGGAAUAUGACUGGUCUCUCUGAAAGGGCGCAGAAAGAGAAUAAUUUCCAGAACAGUUCUGUGGUAGUCACAUAUUGCCAGUACUAGUUUUUCAUUACGCUUGCCUCUACCACAGAACUAGGUGACGUGAGUCGCACAGAUGUCUUUUUUAUUAUGAAUGCUGUUAAUUACUCCAUUUAGAAAAUUCCUUCUAUGAAUAUAAUGUGCUACAAUCCUCUCUGUUACAACCACCAUUUAUUUAAAUCCCAUGAACUUCUUUCUCUCUUUUUUUUUGUGGUAAUCUAUAAUGAAAAUUGUUGUGUGUCAUAGCUAAUGUUUUUAAAAAAAAAUACGUUCCUUCCUUCUAACUCUCACUUAACAAUGCUGUACAAAAGAUAAAAACGUCUUAGAGCUUGCAUAAUGGUUUACUUUCAAUGCAAUGGGCAAAGCUCCUACCCCACAUUUUGGAUCAUGCUGUAGCUUAAUAAUUGCAUACAUUUAUAAUACAUCAUGUACUUUUUAUAUAGUGUCAGGUUACAAUGAUUCCUACACAAUCAGUAAACUAUGCUUUCCCCCUCCCAACAGAGGAUGAUACCUACAAAUCUUAUCAAAAACACUUAAUAAUGACAGGUAAAGGGCAGGGAAAUGAAGUGUUCUAGGUUUGACAUCAGUCCAAUUACAGGAUCAUCAUGCAGCAGCUGUUCUUUGUGAUGGAGAAAGCUGGCUAACGUCACAUUAGCAGAGGUAAUUAUUGUAUAAUGUAGAAAACGCCACUGUUUUCAAUGCUUCCUCAAUUUCUGAAAGGAAAUCAGUACUAAAUAGAGCAGCUUUUUUUUAGGUGUAGGAGACAAAGUACUGUGAUAUAUUUGUAGUUUUAUCUUUUUGUCUGCUUGUCUGACGUGUUUUACGUUCAUCCCAUUUAGUACCAGAAAUGUAUUCUACAAUUUCAUUUAGCUUAUCCACAAACUCAUAUGACAA
Aplysia californica (California sea hare) is the source of this 3106-nucleotide messenger RNA. RefSeq lists its product as uncharacterized. Lineage: Eukaryota; Metazoa; Mollusca; Gastropoda; Aplysiida; Aplysiidae. The coding region runs from base 463 to 2172 and encodes 569 amino acids. The transcript is spliced from 2 exons. The record is from RefSeq and is a predicted model, not a curated record.